Manduca sexta (tobacco hornworm) is the source of this 1070-nucleotide messenger RNA. RefSeq names its product putative phosphatidate phosphatase. Lineage: Eukaryota; Metazoa; Arthropoda; Insecta; Lepidoptera; Sphingidae. The record is from RefSeq and is a predicted model, not a curated record. Gene Ontology annotation, molecular function: phosphatidate phosphatase activity. Gene Ontology annotation, biological process: phospholipid dephosphorylation; signal transduction; phospholipid metabolic process. The transcript is spliced from 6 exons. Bases 65 to 931 code for a protein of 288 amino acids.
CGCGUCGCGUCGUCAGCGUCAGUCAGAUCCACGCUACAACACACAAUAGACGACAAACGAAACAAUGUCGAAAGACGACACGUCCGUGCAUAUUCUGAGGAAGUUAGUGGUGGACGGAUUCCUCUUGGGAGGCUUGACAGCAUGUAUCUUCAUGACGAACCUGCUCUGGGAGCCGUUCGAGCGAGGGUUCUUCUGUGGAGACGAGAGCCUCAUGUUCCCCUACAAGGACGACACCGUCACUGUCCUCAUGCUCAGAGGGUUUGGACUUGGACUACCUAUUAUUGCUAUGCUGACCUGUGAAUGGGCGCUUCUACGCAAGGUGCGGGAUGACGAGCGCUGCCUCGGGGUUCGAGUCCCGGCGUGGCUCCGCGGCUUCUACUGCUCCCUAUCUUCCUUUGCUUUCGGAGUGUGCUUCACCGAGCUCGCGGCUAACAUCGCCAAGAACACUAUUGGAAGACCACGCCCGCACUUCUUUAAUCUGUGCAAGCCGUCCAUCGACUGCAAUCUGCCGGAAUGGCGCGGACGCUACAUCCAGUCUCACGAGUACACGUGCACCGGCGAUGAUAUUGACAAGUUCGGAGACAUGCGCAAAUCAUUCCUCAGCGGACACUCGUCUUGGGCUGCUUUCACCAUGAUUUAUCUAGCUCUGUACCUAGAAAGGCGCAUGGUAUGGAAGGGUACGCGUGUCCUGCGUCACACUCUCCAGUUCGGGGCGGUGAUGCUGAGCUGGUUCACGGCUCUCUCACGCGUCUCGGACUACAAGCAUCACUGGAGCGAUGUCCUCGCUGGAUACUCUCUGGGACUUGCUUUCGCAGUUCUUGUGUGGACCUGGGGAACCGAUUUGGUGAAUAAGAAGAAAGAACACGCCCCAUUGCCCUUCUACGACUUAUCUCAUAUAAACCAACAAUCUGCCAGUCUUACUAAUACAUAGUGAAAAAUGCCCUACAAUUUUAGGUUAUACCAAAAAUAUUUCAUAGCUAAAUGAUACGUUGUAUCAACGUCUUUAAGCUUUAAUUUUAAUUGUAAGAUAAAUUAAGAUUAUGUGAUAAGUUAAUAAAAAAUAAUACAAU